CCCUGGCGCUCUUUAUGCAGUUUGUUUCUUUUUGAACAGAGACAGUGAAAGUGAUUAAGCUUCUAGUCCACGGCUGCCAAAGGAACCAAAGCAGAAUGACAGACAAUGACAGAUGCCCGAGUGUGGUACAGUAUUUUGGAAACAUCAAAGGAGGAAUGAAACCAGCCAUGAAGAUCACCAUUAUGGGCAUUGUCGAUGACAAACCAAAGAGUUUUGCCAUCACCUUGCUGUGUAACCCAAGCGGCCUGGAUCAGGAUGUUGCACUUCUACUGAGGGUCAACUUUCAAGACAAGUCAGUCGUUCGAAAUUCAAAGUUCGCAGGAAUUUGGGGCAAAGAAGAAGGAAAGAUCCCAUAUUUUCCUUUCACAGCAGGGGAUAACUUUAAGAUGGAAAUCUUAUGCGAACACCAACAGAUGCGGGUGACUCUGGAUGGACGGCAGCUAUGUGACUUCACACAUCGAGUCCCACAGCUCAGAGCAGUCACUGGUUUAAACGUCAGUGGAGACAUCAAGCUCACUAAGGUGGCAUGAGAAGAUGGGCAGUACCUGCCACGUGGGACAUAUUUGUUGCUGACAAAGACAAGAGGCCCUCUGCACUAGAUCCCUGCACAGGGUCGGGUACCCACAGAAUACCCACAAAUCAGUCAGGACUAUACUUGGGGGCAUAUUUAUUAUGCAGUGUAAAAAAUGGCGAGAAAAUUUGCCACACAUCGCCAGGCUUCGCUAUGUA
This is a messenger RNA of Xenopus tropicalis (tropical clawed frog), 729 nucleotides long. RefSeq names its product galectin-related protein-like. Lineage: Eukaryota; Metazoa; Chordata; Amphibia; Anura; Pipidae. Bases 96 to 530 code for a protein of 144 amino acids. The transcript has 4 exons. Gene Ontology annotation, molecular function: carbohydrate binding. The record is from RefSeq and is a predicted model, not a curated record.